UCACUCAGGCGCUUGGACUUGUGGAGUUGCUGUUAACUACGAAAUUGUAAGUUAUAAAGCUUUUUGCAGCUAAGAUGGCUAGGAAUAGUAGAAGCUAAUGUUGCAAGAGGUUUGUGUGUGCCGCUGUUAUCAUGUUAGAUUGAAUUGUAGUAGGACUCAACUGAACCGGGUUAAUGAUGCUAGAGACUCGUGAUUCGUGAGGCAAUUUAAAGACUCGGGUUAAAGAUCCGAGUGAAUCACAACUCGAACAGGUCUAGUCCCAUUGUUUGCAUUUUAGCGCGUGAUGAGGAGGCGGAGUAAAAGGCGCCAGUGUUUGGUGUCCUUCCAGAGAGAAACAUCCCAAACUGCUGCAUGAGGUUUUAAAACCUGAAACGGAGCUACAAAGAGCAGGUCGGGGAGAAGUUGAGGAGAGACACUUCAACAUGGACUCUGAGAGGAAACUGUCAGCUGGCCAGCGGAGAGCUUUGCCUACAGAUGUCCAGAAAGUGAUUGUUGGCGACAAACAUCAGCAGGAGUGGAGCUCCAGUCUGGACCAGGAGGACACAAAGCCCCCCAACAUUAAAGAAGAACAGGAGGAACUCUGGAUCAGUCAGGAUGAAGAGCAGCUUCAAGGGCUGGAGGAGGCUGAUAUCACCAAGUUUACAUUCGCUCCUGUCCCUGUGAAGAGUGAAGAUGAUGAAGAGAAACCUGAGUUCUCACAGCUUCAUCAAAGACAAACUGAAGAGAUAAAAACAGAAGCUGAUGGAGAGGACGGUGGAGGACCAGAAACAGCCAUGAACUCAGAAACCGAUACUGAUGACGAGACUGGAGACUCUUCUGAACCUGAGACUGAUGACAGUGCUGAUUGGAAGGAAACCAGAGAACCUCAGUCAGGUUUAAACUCUCUGAAUAAUGAUAGAUUCCCUGUUAGUGAUUCAGGAUGUACUACUGAUGAGAAAGCAUUUAGCUGCUCUGAGUGUGGGAAAAGAUUUGGCACCAGUAUGAAUCUAAAGAGACACAUGAGAACUCAUACAAGAGAGAAACCAUUUAGCUGCUCAGUCUGUAAGAAAUAUUUUACAGAGAGUGGACAUUUACAGGGACACAUGAGGAUCCACACAGGAGAAAAACCAUUUAGCUGCUCAGUCUGUAAGAAAUAUUUUACACAGAGUGGACAUUUACAGAGACACAUGAGAAUCCACACAGGAGAGAAACCAUUUAGCUGCUCAGUCUGUAAGAAAUAUUUUACAGAGAGUGGACAUUUACAGGGACACAUGAGGAUCCACACAGGAGAGAAACCAUUUAGCUGCUCAGUCUGUAAGAAAGCUUUUACAGAGAGUGGACAUUUACAUAGACACAUGAGAAUCCACACAGGAGAGAAACCAUUUAGCUGCUCAGUCUGUAAGAAAGAUUUUAUAGAGGGUGGAAGUUUAAAGAGACACAUGAGAAUCCACACAGGAGAGAAACCAUUCAGCUGCUCAGUCUGUAAGAAAGCUUUUAAAGGGAGUGGAAAUUUACAGAGACACAUGAGAACUCAUACAAGAGAGAAACCAUUUAGCUGCUCAGUCUGUAAGAAAGCUUUUACAGAGAGUGGACAAUUACAGAUACACAUGAGAAUCCACACAGGAGAGAAACCAUUAAGCUGCUCAAUCUGUAAGAAAGAUUUUGCAGAGAGUGGACAUUUACAGAGACACAUGAGACUCCACACGGGAAAUAAACCAUUUAGCUGCUCAGUCUGUAAGAAAUAUUUGAAAGGGAGUGGACAUUUACAGAGACACAUGAGAAUCCACACAGGAGAGAAACCAUUUAGCUGCUCAGUCUGUAAGAAAGCUUUUACAGAGAGUGGACAUUUACAGAGACACAUGAGAAUCCACACGGGAGAGAAACAAUCUAGCUGCUCAGUCUGUAAGAAAUAUUUGAAAGGGAGUGGACAGUUAGAGAGACACAUGAGAAUCCACACAGGAGAGAAACCAUUUAGCUGCUCAGUCUGUAAGAAAGCUUUUACAGAGAGUGGACAUUUACAGAGACACAUGAGAAUCCACACAGGAGAGAAACCAUUUAGCUGCUCAGUCUGUAAGAAAGAUAUUGUAGAUAGUGGAAGUUUAAAGAUACACAUGAGAAUCCACACAGGAGAGAAACCAUUCAGCUGCUCAGUCUGUAAGAAAGCUUUUACAGUCAGUGGACAAUUACGGAGACACAUGAGAAUCCACACAGGAGAGAAACCAUAUUGCUGCUCAGUCUGUAAGAAAGCUUUUACAGCAAGUGGAAGUUUACAGAAACACAUGAGAACCCAACACAAGAGUGUUACAAGCUCCCCCCUUGUUUAGCUUCUCCCUGUCUGCUCUACUCAGGUGAUCCUGAUUUGAUCGUUAGUGGUUGGCUCCGCCCCCUGUACUUAAGGAAGGCUGGAGGACUCUUUCAGACUGAAGUAGCUGUUCACUAGUGUGUUUAUUAUUGGUGGGAUUGAGGUCUGAGGGGUAUGGCACAAAACCAAGCUAUUUGUAACUAAACUCAUGAUUUUUGGAUAUUGUACUAUAAAUACAGACGUAUAAAUAGUAAUUGACAAUGAAAUAACUGAAAGAUGAAUUUCUGGGUGUUUUACUUGACCACAAACUGUGCUGGAUGUCCCACAUUAAAUAUCUUUGCAUGAAGUUGGCCAGGAGUAUUGCUAUAUUGAACAAAACUGGGUACAUAUUGAACUAUUAUACACUACAUACUCUGUACUACAUGCUUAUUUUACCAUAUUUGAUAAACCUUAUUUGUAAAUUUUGUAUGCUGUAUUUGCAUAUCUAUUUGUUUUGUAAUAUUUGUUUAUUGUAGUAUUAAGUAGUGGAGGUCCUAAUAAGCUGCAUGCUUCCGCCUGCUCCUUCUCGAUUUUUUACACUUGGUUAAUUCUUACUGUUUUAAUUUUGUGCUGUUUUCUUUUGCAAUAUUGUUGAUUUUUCUUGAAACUGUUUUUUUUUGUGUAAAUAAUUAGCCUAACUCCUUAAAUGGUUUCAUUUAAGAGCAGUAGUUCGUAGAUGUAUAUUAGAUAUUAUAUUAGAUAUAUCAUUCAGUCGGUCUGCUUCUGCCACGUUUUUUUCUCACUUUUUUUUGUUUUUGUUUUUUACAGAGGCAGUUUCCUUCUCUAUUUAUUGUACGCUUUGCUUCCUAGUAGGCCUAUAUAGACAUAGAAAAGGAAGACUCUAACCAAUAAAAGCUAACGUGGCAGCAUGGUGGCUUAGUGGUUAGCACUUCUACCUCACAGCAAGAAGGUUCUGGGUUCAAACCCAGGUCAUCACAGGCCUUUCUGUGUGUUUCUAUGUUCUGCUUGCGUGGGUUUCCUCCAGGUGCUCUGGUUUCUUGAAAAUUAGCUGACUGCCUAACACUGGUGCAUUAAUGUGCAUUGUCCUAAUCAAAUAAAUAAAUGUAUAAACUAAA
This is a messenger RNA of Perca fluviatilis (European perch), 3396 nucleotides long. Its product is annotated as gastrula zinc finger protein XlCGF57.1-like. The coding region runs from base 423 to 2303 and encodes 626 amino acids. Gene Ontology annotation, biological process: regulation of transcription by RNA polymerase II. The transcript is spliced from 3 exons. Gene Ontology annotation, cellular component: nucleus. Lineage: Eukaryota; Metazoa; Chordata; Actinopteri; Perciformes; Percidae. Gene Ontology annotation, molecular function: RNA polymerase II cis-regulatory region sequence-specific DNA binding; DNA-binding transcription activator activity, RNA polymerase II-specific. The record is from RefSeq and is a predicted model, not a curated record.